GUGGGACACAGUGCGCUGUUCGGUCUGCACCGCGUAAGGAGCACGGCAACGCUGCGGUGGCUGGGCGCUGUGCCGCGGCGGCGAGGCCAGGAUAAGAAAAGAGGCGGCGCGCCUCCCGCGCGCGAAGAAAACAAGGCGCCGGGGCUUGGGGAGAAAAAAAGACGGCGCCUCCCUGGCGCGGCGCGCGUGGCUUGGAAACCGAGCGUCGAAGGCAGCCUGUCGCCGCUUGCCUCUUCGGUCGUCGUCGUCGUCGUCUGCUUGCGCGCCCUGGACGAAGACAACGCCUAGGCCGGCUUCUCGGGAGCUGGCAUCGACUGACUGUCUGCACACCCAAGCGCCCCGGGACCUCGGUCGCAUUUGUCUUCGCAGGACCGGCGCUACCGCCGCAUGAUGAGUUCCUUGGGUGAGACAAUGAGGCCACCGGCAACCUCGGAGCUACCACAGGAGGUGUCCUGCUGGCGAGCCUCCAAGCCGCACACUUGAAUCAUAUGGGCCAGGCCAAGUCGCCUGGAGCACCCGUGACACACCAUGAACCGUCCAAGCUCUGCAGUUAGCGCGACUACAGCGCCAGCACCUGAGCAAUCCAGGAAGGCGCUCACGAGAUUGGACCAGCUUGUGGUAUUUUUACUCUCGUGCUGCUACGCGUUGUGCAACAACGCUACCGGUGAGACAUCGUGGGACGUUCAGUGCCCCGUGGUGUGCAAGUGCAGCGUCGAACCAUCGAUGAACAUGGGCAUGAACCUGCGAACAGCCAACUGCUCGGGCCGCGGACUGAGGACGGUGCCUGUAGGCCUUCCAUCUGACACGCAGGCUCUUCUGCUGAACAGCAACCAGCUGACAGACCUCCACAACCAGAUACCGACGCUGCGCAGUCUGGUCGAACUGGAUCUCUCGCGGAACCAUAUCAAGCAGCUCGGCCGCGGCAUCAUAUUUCACAACAUCAGCAGGCUAAAGUUCUUGGAUUUGUCUCAUAACGAAUUCAAGACUCUAUUCAACGGCGUGUUUAGGGGCAUCGUGCACUUAGACACGCUUCUCAUGAACAACGUGCAAAUCAAGUUCAUUGAAGAGCGUGUUUUCGACGGCAUGCGUCAACUGCGUGUGCUGACUGUGGACCGCAACACCUUGCCCUCCAUCUAUCCCGAAUGGUUCCAAGACAUGCUCGCCCUUGAGAGCCUGUCCUUAUCGCACAAUCACAUCUCGUACGUGUACCCGCGCGUAUUCCUGCUACUUCAUCGGCUGCGCUACCUGUCGCUCGCUCACAACCGCAUUCGAGGCCUCAGCGAUCAGGCGUUCUUAGGCCUGGACAAUCUCACCACACUGCACCUCGACAGCAACCAGCUGACACGGGUGCCGGCCUCGGCCCUGCAGAAGUUGCAAGGCUUGCACACACUUCACAUUGGGAAAAACCCACUCACGGGGUUCCGUUCAGGCAAUUUUGUGGGCCUGCCGAUGGUCGAGCUGUUCGCAGACCACAUCCCCACGUUGACGGUGAUCGAGCGCGGCGCAUUCCGCGAGCUGCCUCGACUACAAGUGCUGCGCCUGCACGACAACGCCAGGCUGCAGUAUGUGGACGCUCAGGCGUUCGUCAAUGUUCCGUCCCUUAGCCAGCUGCUGCUUCACCGCGACAACAUCUCGGCGCUCAGCGAACAGCUCUUCCGUAACCUGUCUGCACCUGUGAAUGUUUCUCUGCGCGGCAACCCACUCCUGUGCGACUGUAACGUGCGCUGGGUGGUCGAGGCCGUGUCAGCCCUAUCAAACACGUCCGUUCGCUUUAUGCAACCAGAGGAACUAGCCUGCCACAAGCCGUCAUCAAUGGUCGGCCGCGGCCUCCUGAACAUAUCCCUGGACGAAGUACCGCCUGAGUGCCCACCAUUCCUCGUCGGCACUGUGAACAGCACAGUGCAACGAAAGAUCGGCGACGCGCAGGUGUUCCAGUGCUACGCCCUCGGCCUUCCCGAGCCCAAAGUGCGCUGGCUGCUCCCCAACGGUCGCGUCUGCAACGAGACCGGAAACGACGUGCACGUCCAGUUUAAGCCUCCGGGCAGUAUCACCAUCUACCACCUGAGGCCGGUAGACGUGGGAGCAUACACGUGCGUUGCUGAAAAUAGGCUCGGCCGCGUGAUCAAGGUGGUCGACCUGGUCGUCGAGAACAUCGACAUCCACAUCUUCCCACAAGGAAUACUCUCGACGUCGGUGACCGUAGUGUGGAACGGCACGGCACGCAACACAUUUCCCCAGUACGAGAUCCAGUACAAACCUGAUGACGGCAAGGACUCGCUGGCGGGCGCCAGCCCCAAGUCCGUGAGUAGCGCCGAAGAAGGACGAUUCGAGUCAGUGACCGUGAGCCGCUUCUACAGGUCGUACACGAUCAACAAUCUCCAGCCGGAGACCAGCUACGUGUUUUGCAUCGCAGUGAAGGACGACGAAGGUGAUGCGCACAUCCAGAUAUCGUGCACCCGCGCCCGAACCAGGGACGCAAGCUUCAUGCUCCAGGGCAUCCACUACACGAGCAACGUGGCCGUGGCCGUUGUGUUAGGCAUCGUGUCUACCGCGAUUCUCGUGCUCUGCGCGGCCACGAUGGCGGCACGCCGUUACAAGCACAGGCAGUACGAGACGCCGCAAAAGUCGCUCGUCAGCAAUACCGCGUCGCAGGUCGUGCCGCUAGAGAGUUUGUACAGUCCGCUUAUGGCAAACGUGGGCUCAUGAGGACCCGCACUGCGCGUCGUUUUGCGCAAGCAAGGUGUAAACGAGUCGCCUGGCGAACGCUCGACGCGCCCUUUUCUCGGUAAGAAGAGGCACGUGGACAGUCGAAAUGAAUUUGUGUAGCCUGCUACAACAACGCUGUCGUUCGCCCAUGCAACCGAGGUGGAACCAGAGAUAGAAGGCCUAGUUGAAACGUAAACACCUUUGAAACUAAAAAUAAGCGGGAAAUACGCAGCUACAUUAGGAAUCCACCUACUAACGCGACUGCCAGUUAUGUAUUUAAAGCAAUGCUCUACGUCAGCGUGGUAACGCACGGCGCAUGGACCUGCCAAGUUUUAAGAAGCGCCGAGUAAACGUAACGCCCGUGCCUCCGGGCAGCUCGCAUAGUUGAUGGCCAGAAAGAACUUUAGAACUUUUCUAGUACAUUUAGUGUUCCUGUUCAAAAUAAUUCCCGCUUUUCGAAUAUUAUGUUCUUCCUCGUAUUAGGUCGACUGCCACUGCGUCAAAAUCUCACUUUCUCACUUCCUACAAAUUUUUACGAACGCUAAUGCUCAAUGCGUCCGCGAAUAGUAGGAACAUUUCUAUGCGGGAAACUCGCGAGCCGACCUUAUUGUGUUGUUGUUGAAGCGUAAAUAUUGAGGGGAACUCAAGUGGCAAGUGUGUGCACUUUCUCGGGCGACUCUUUGCAAGAGCAAAACUGUUCACAACGCCGAAAGAGAAUGCAGCUCGACUAGACUACAAGUCCUCGUAGAGCGGGGACUAAGGGGAGAAAACAAAAACUCAACGACAUCAUCUAAAAGCAAAGUAUCGCCUCUCCUACACGCAAGUUAAUCGUAGCGCCUCUGUUUUCGCUGUUGCUUUUUCUUUCUUUUCUUUUUGCGUGUAGGCGAAGCCUCAAUCAUUGCCAUUGUUAGGAAAGCAGGGGCGGGUAGGAGGGCAAGAGGGGGAGGGCGCGCACGUGUCUCAGCUCCUUCGGUUUGCUAGCUCACCGCGAGUGCAAACAAAACGACACAAUUACGGCACCGCGCAGUUCCGCAGCGCCACUACUGAGCGUGCGCGCGCCUUCGUACUGCCGGUACUUGUACCAAGCUUCUUUGUAGCCUGCAAUAUAAAGUUAACAGUUGUUUCCUUUUUCGAAAGAAAUAUAUACGUACUGUUCUUGAACACAUACACACACACCUAUUACACCUACAAACAUUUCUUUUUUUUAUUCGCUUUCCUUUCUUUCGUGCUGAGCGAUAAGUUCUAACUCCCGUUAAAAAAAAAAGCUCGCAGCCAAUGCUCAAUUUGAUACAGCGUAUGGCACGAAUGAGAUGUUCGAGGCCUACGAGAGAAGUUUCGUCUCCCCGGCCUAAUAACCGUUGAUCGUGCUGUGUCACACACGCGCUGAUUUCAAGUACCGUCGCAGUUAAAGUUUGCCUACACCAGUGCGGCUGUCAUUUACGUACUGCCACGUUAAUUUUCUUCUAGAGAAUAGUCUGGGUGCCAGGGGUAAUAUUUGCGAGCUCUUACUCUGCGUAAACGCUCAACUAUCGAUUCAAGAAUUCAGUUUGAACAUUGAACGCGCAUUAUGGAUCGUAAGCAGCUCUCAAUAAUCCUUCAUAUAACAUUGAUAAUUAACUACAUCAAAGGACGUAUACAGUUGCAAUAUAUUCGUGAGUAAGGUGCUGUAGACAUUGCUUUCUUCUUUUGGCUUUGUUGUGCGACUUUCAUUUUUGGUUGUGGUAAUGUGGCUCAAGUACAGAAAUACGCACAUCUAUUAACAUUAGACAAUACAUAUACUAAACUAAAAAUUUAGACACACUACUCACCAAAAGACAAGCUGCCCAUCUAUACUUCAAUAAAGUUGUUUAUGAAAUGAAUGCUUCAGGUAAUAAAGUUUUGAUGGUUAUUCAAA
Molecule: messenger RNA, 4600 nt
Organism: Rhipicephalus sanguineus (brown dog tick)
Lineage: Eukaryota; Metazoa; Arthropoda; Arachnida; Ixodida; Ixodidae
Product: leucine-rich repeat neuronal protein 1-like
Cellular component (GO): extracellular matrix
Molecular function (GO): protein binding
Source: RefSeq, a predicted model, not a curated record